AUGGCUAACCUCUUCUGGACGCUGUUCUUGCUUCCUGUCUUUAGCACUGAGAAAAGCAGCAAAAUCCCCAGGCCGGAGAUCCGUUUUGAAGGUGAUUUGGUCAUAGGAGGCCUCUUUCCAGUCCAUGAGAAAGGGGGCCCUGGAUCUGAGUGUGGACGCAUGAACGAGCAUCGGGGCUUGCAGCGGCUGGAGGCCAUGCUUUUUGCUUUAGAUGCCAUUAACAAGGACCCCAGAAUUCUUCCAGGACUUAAACUGGGAGCGCACAUUUUGGACACAUGCUCCAAAGAUACCUAUGCCCUAGAGCAAGCCUUGGAGUUGGUGCGAGGAUCCUUGACUCGGGGUGAUGGUCCUCAGUACAUCUGCCCGGAUGGAUCCUACGCUAUCCAUGGGGAGACACUCACAGCGAUCAGUGGAGUCAUUGGCGGCUCUUAUAGUGAUGUCUCUAUACAGGUUGCCAACCUCCUGAGGCUCUUCCAGAUCCCACAGAUCAGUUAUGCCUCUACAAGUGCCAAGCUGAGUGACAAGACCCGUUAUGACUUCUUUGCCCGCACUGUUCCUCCUGACUUCUUCCAAGCCAAGGCCAUGGCAGAGAUCCUACGCUUCUUCAACUGGACCUAUGUGUCUACUGUUGCAUCUGAAGGGGAUUAUGGUGAGACUGGCAUUGAAGCCUUCGAGCUGGAGGCAAGGGCUCGUAAUAUUUGCAUUGCUACCUCUGAAAAGGUUGGGCGCUCCAUGAACAAGAAGACCUUUGCCAGUGUAAUCAGAGCCCUCCAGCAGAAACCUAGUGCCCGGGUUAUCGUGCUCUUCACCAAGAUUGAGGAUGCCCGAGAACUUCUGGCUGCUGCCCAGCAACUCAACGUUUCCUUUAUGUGGGUGGCGAGCGAUGGUUGGGGAGCACUGGAGAGCGUGGUGUCCGGCAGUGAGGAGGUGGCUGAAGGCGCCAUCACCAUUGAGCUGGCAUCGUACCCGCUGUUUGAGUUCUCAAGAUAUUUCCAGUCUUUACAUCCACUCAAUAACACUCGAAAUCCGUUCUUCAGGGAAUUCUGGGAGAAUAAGUUUCAGUGCCGGCUCAAUUCUUCAGACUGCAUGAAGCAUUCCCUGCAAGACGUCAAAUUCGAGCAAGAAUCCAAGAUCAUGUUUGUGGUGAAUGCUGUUUACGCUAUUGCUCACGCCCUGCACAACAUGCACCAGACCCUAUGCCCCAACGCCAGCAGCAUGUGCCCCUUUAUGAACCCAAUCAAUGGACGUCGCUUCUACCGGGAUUACAUCCUGAACGUGAAGUUCGAUGCUCCGUUCCCUCCUCCGGACACUCACAGCAUUGUGAGAUUUGACAAGUUUGGUGAUGGAAUAGGUCGUUACAACAUCUUCUGCUUCCAGAAAACAAAUGGACAAUACCGCUACCAGAAAGUCGGCUACUGGGCUGAGGAGCUGACGCUCAAUACCAGCCGGAUCCCAUGGGCGCUCAACUCGGUGCCUGUGUCUCAGUGCAGUGACCCUUGCAAGAAGAAUGAGGUGAAGAGCAUGCAGCCUGGAGAUGUCUGCUGCUGGAUCUGCAUCCCCUGCCAACCACACGAGUACCUCCUCGAUGAGUUCACUUGUAAGGACUGUGGCCUGGGGUACUGGCCCAAUGUGGACCUCAAGGACUGCUUCGAGCUUCCUCAGGAGUACAUCCGCUGGAGUGAUGCCUGGGCUCUGGGGCCCGUCUGCCUCUCCUGCCUGGGUCUACUCUCCACCCUGUUUGUGGUUUGGAUGUUUGUUCAGAAUAAUAAUACGCCCGUCGUGAAGGCCUCGGGGCGAGAGCUCUGUUACAUCCUGCUGAUUGGAGUGCUGCUCUGCUAUGCCAUGACCUUCAUCUUCAUUGCCAAGCCAUCCACCGGUGUUUGCACGCUUCGUCGUCUAGGACUCGGCACGUCCUUUGCUAUUUGCUACUCGGCUCUGUUGACAAAAACCAACCGGAUUGCCCGCAUCUUCAAUGGCGCACAAGAUGGGGUGCAGAGACCUCGCUUCAUAAGUCCGGCCUCCCAGGUCGGCAUUUGCAUGGCGCUCAUCUCCUGCCAGCUGCUUGUGGUGCUGGUGUGGCUUCUUCUCGAGCCGGCUGGGACCCGCAAGGACACGGCCCCUGAUAAGCGAUACGUGGUAACACUGAAGUGUAAUAGUGGUGACGGCAGCAUGUUGGUGUCCCUCUCCUACAACGUCCUCCUGGUUCUGCUCUGCACCCUCUAUGCCUUCAAGACGAGGAAGUGUCCCGAGAACUUUAACGAAGCCAAAUUCAUUGGAUUCACCAUGUACACCACCUGCAUCAUCUGGCUCGCCUUCCUGCCCAUCUUCUAUGUCACCUCAAGUGAUUACAGGGUGCAGACGACCACCCUGUGCGUGUCGGUCAGUCUCAGUGGCUCUGUUGUCCUAGGAUGUCUGUUUACUCCAAAGAUCCACAUAAUAAUGUUCCAGCCACAGAAAAAUGUCACUAGCCACCGCAGUGCCACCAACCGCUUCAGUGCCACGGGGGCAGGAGGGUCGCGUGGUUCCACCGUCCAGUACGUCCCCACGGUGUGCAAUGGCCGAGAAGUGGUUGACUCUACGACCUCGUCCCUCUGA
Molecule: messenger RNA, 2595 nt
Organism: Bufo gargarizans (Asiatic toad)
Lineage: Eukaryota; Metazoa; Chordata; Amphibia; Anura; Bufonidae
Gene: GRM2
Product: glutamate metabotropic receptor 2
Exons: 5
Coding region: 1-2595 (864 amino acids)
Biological process (GO): G protein-coupled glutamate receptor signaling pathway; regulation of synaptic transmission, glutamatergic
Cellular component (GO): membrane
Molecular function (GO): group II metabotropic glutamate receptor activity
Source: RefSeq, a predicted model, not a curated record